UUCAUCUGUCUCCACUCGGUAGUCCAUUCUUCACUCAAAAACACCAAACCAAACCUCCCAAGUCACCCAACCAUCAAAACAAAACACAAACCCAGCAUCCUCCUUCCUUCACUUCUCCAAAGAACCAUCCUGAGCAACCGAGGAUCAGGAAAUCUUCAAAGUUCAAACACAGACAGCUAUAGGCAGAGAGAGAGAAAGAGAGAGAUGAGGGCCAGUAACAGUUUGAUCGGAGCCAUAAAUUUCUUGACGUUUCUACUGUCGAUUCCCAUACUGGGAGGAGGGAUAUGGCUGAGCAGCAAGGCCAACACUACCGACUGCAUGAGGUUCCUGCAGUGGCCUUUGAUCAUCAUCGGCGUCUCCAUCAUGGUCAUCUCCCUCGCCGGCUUUGCCGGUGCCUGCUACCGUAACACCUUCCUCUUGUGGCUCUACCUCUUUGCCAUGUUCUUCAUCAUCGCCGCCUUGAUCGGCUUCGUCAUCUUCGCUUACGUCGUCACGGACAAGGGCUCGGGCCGUGUCGUCAUGAACCGGGCUUACUUUGAUUACUACCUCUCCGACUACUCCGGCUGGCUCCGAGAUCGCAUCGACGAUGACAGCUACUGGGCCAAGAUCAGCUCUUGUAUCAGGGACUCCAAGGUCUGCGGGAAGAUGGUUCGCCAGUAUAAUGGAGUACCCGAGACUGCUGACAUGUUCUAUCUCAGAAAGCUCAGCCCUAUCCAGUCCGGUUGCUGCAAGCCACCCACGGAGUGUGGGUACGUGUACUCGAACGAGACCGUGUGGAACCAGGGAGCAGGGUUGAUGGGGACAAACUCGGAUUGCUUGAAGUGGAGCAACGAUCAGGAGCAGCUCUGCUACGCCUGCGACUCGUGCAAGGCGGGUGUGCUGGCAAGCCUGAAGAGGAGCUGGAGGAAGGUCUCGGUGAUCAACAUUGUGGUGCUCAUCAUCCUGGUCAUCGUCUACAUCAUCGGCUGCGCCGCCUUCAGAAACAACCGGAGAAUCGACAACGACGAGCCUUACGGCAUGGCCAGGAUGACAAAGGCUCAGCCUAGUAGGAUUCACUUCUAAUUCUCGCUUCGUCCUUUUUCUUUGUAACUUUCUUGUAUGGAGAAUGAAUAGAAUAGAUCAAUGAGUUCAUCAGUUGGAUUGGUUCCUCUUUUUUUGCUAUGUUCUAAGACCAAUUUUUUUUUUUUUUUUUGUCUAUAGCUUUGGUUGUUUCUUUGUAUGAAGAAAUUGAAAUUUGAUGGGUUUCUGUGAUAGUCAUUAAUUAAAAGUCUCAAUUAUUCUGUUGUGA
Messenger RNA from Nelumbo nucifera (sacred lotus), 1288 nucleotides. RefSeq names its product tetraspanin-3. Gene Ontology annotation, biological process: auxin-activated signaling pathway. Gene Ontology annotation, cellular component: membrane. NCBI's taxonomy places the organism in Eukaryota, Viridiplantae, Streptophyta, Magnoliopsida, Proteales, Nelumbonaceae. The record is from RefSeq and is a predicted model, not a curated record.